AUGAAUAUUAAGGGAGUCAUUAGUGUUUCCCCUUUAACUGAUAAGUUUGGUGAUUUUAAUUCAAGAUUUGAGUUUGCUCACCGACUAUCAUUAAUAUCGGACGAAAUGUAUGAGUCUACAGAAAAAACAUGCAAUGGUAACUAUGUAUCUCUAUACAAUGAUUUAGACAGCAUCCGUUGUUCGAAUAACCUCCAAUGGGUGGAUGAGUGCACAAGUAUGAUUAACUUAGAGAAUAUAUUGGAACCGUUAUGUGCUACAUCAGACCCAGCUUGUCGAGAAGCUACUUUUGGACUUGUAGUAGCUUGGGCAAAUGAUAAAGAUGUUCAGAAAGCUCUUAAUGUUCGCGAGGGAACAAUAGAAACUUGGGAGUGGCAAAACUCGACUAUUCAUUACGAUUUAGGGAAAAAUGACACAAUCAUUUACUCCUACGAUGUAUUCAGCACUAUCCCCAUCCACAAACAACUUCUUGCCAAGAAAUGCCAAUAUUUGAUUAUAUGCGGUGAUCAUGAUAUGGUAUUUCCACAUGUGGGAACAGAGAAGUGGAUAAGAAGUCUCAAUCUUCCGGUUGAGAAGCGAUGGGAACCAUGGUUUGUUAAUGAUCAGAUCGCAGGAUAUCAGAUGACAUACGCACAAAGUGAAUACUUGUUAACAUAUGCAACUAUUAAGGGUGCAGGUCAUGGAAUCGCAUUGUACAAGCCUGAAGAAGCUUUGGCCAUGGUGGAUGAGUGGCUAGAUUCUCGUAUUUAUUUAAGUGACAUUUAA
Lactuca saligna is the source of this 762-nucleotide messenger RNA. The record is from the annotation of a GenBank genome assembly. Lineage: Eukaryota; Viridiplantae; Streptophyta; Magnoliopsida; Asterales; Asteraceae.